This is a messenger RNA of Geosmithia morbida, 456 nucleotides long. RefSeq lists its product as uncharacterized. Lineage: Eukaryota; Fungi; Ascomycota; Sordariomycetes; Hypocreales; Bionectriaceae. The transcript has a single exon. Bases 1 to 456 code for a protein of 151 amino acids. The record is from RefSeq and is a predicted model, not a curated record.
AUGGCGCACAUCUACGAGUAUAAGCCGCCGCAUAAACUGACAGCACUACACAUCCGACGAGGUCUACAUCCAAUGAACGUUCACCAGGACGUGGUCAACCGAAUCACAAUCCCGCCGACAGAGGACAGGGACGCAAGCUUUCAAUACUCCGCUGAGAAGCUAACUACAAGCGCCAUUACCCAGAUAUACCACUACAUGAUUGAGGGUGGGCUAGACUACGGACUUUUAACGACGGGUGAGACGAUUGUUUUUCUAAAGAUUGAUUGGGAAGACCCUGAAACGCUCUUCUACCAUGUGGCGGAACCGAAAGCCGAAGCGUUGGCCCACCCUGAACAUUCUGACCUAUGCACAGCUGUAGCCCAGUACCUGGCCUUCACCCUCAUAGCCCUGAAUUCGUUAGAGGGUCAGCACGGACAGGAAGAGCGUCAGAACGCUAUGGGGAUAUUGGACACUUAA